AUGCCUGACUCAGAGCUCGCACACCUCUCGAUCUCGACGCUCAAGGUGGUCCUCUUCCAGAACCACGUGAAUGUGCGGCUCAUCAUCGAAAAGGAAGAGCUCAUGAAUAAGAUGUGCACACUGCUCGGGGAGGAGCGACAUGAACAUGAGAAGCAUGUGCAUGACUUGGAGGUGAAGAGAUUGGCAGAGGAGAUGCGUGGGGACAUGGAGGAGGAGAAGCGUAGGAAGGCUGAACAGGCAGCAUGCGUGUGGGAGGAUAUGAGUGCAUGGAUGGAAGGCAUUGGCACACAGACCGCAUCAGGGGAGAGCAGCACCAAUCAACCCGACCACUUCGCACAGAAUACGGAAUGGUCACAUGAAGACAGGACAGAUGAAGUCAUGUCACCACCGCCACUGCCUGCCAAGCCUCCUGCAUCCUCUCUGCCCAUGCUGGCCUUUCUGCCAACAUGCAAGCCAUGGCUUCUCAGCUGA
Messenger RNA from Laetiporus sulphureus 93-53, 471 nucleotides. RefSeq lists its product as uncharacterized. The record is from RefSeq and is a predicted model, not a curated record. The transcript is spliced from 2 exons. Bases 1 to 471 code for a protein of 156 amino acids. NCBI's taxonomy places the organism in Eukaryota, Fungi, Basidiomycota, Agaricomycetes, Polyporales, Laetiporaceae.